Molecule: messenger RNA, 936 nt
Organism: Engraulis encrasicolus (European anchovy)
Lineage: Eukaryota; Metazoa; Chordata; Actinopteri; Clupeiformes; Engraulidae
Product: olfactory receptor 4D1-like
Exons: 1
Coding region: 1-936 (311 amino acids)
Biological process (GO): G protein-coupled receptor signaling pathway; detection of chemical stimulus involved in sensory perception of smell
Cellular component (GO): membrane
Molecular function (GO): olfactory receptor activity; G protein-coupled receptor activity; odorant binding
Source: RefSeq, a predicted model, not a curated record
AUGGAGUCUAACAUAUCCUCGAACUCUGGAUAUCUAACUCUGCAGCCUUUGGGUCUUACUCCAUCAUCUACACUGCCAUCGUUCAUCUUUUCUCUGCUAACAUACUGUAUCACUAUCUGCUGCAACCUGUCUGUUUUCCUAACCAUCAUUUGUAACAGGACUCUUCACAAACCCAUGUUUUGGCUUCUGCUGAAUUUACCGGUUUGCGAUGUGUUGGGUGCGACGGCCUUUUUCCCCCAGCUCAUCGUCAGCAUGCUCCACCAGACCAGAGUGAUAUCUUACUCGGCAUGUGUGCUGCAGGCUUACUUCAUCCACAGCUGUGGAGGUGCCUCGCUGCUCACUCUCACCGCCAUGGCGUAUGACCGGUAUAUCGCCAUAUGUUACCCGUUGUCCUACAACACCAUCAUGACCACCUCGAAAGUGAUCAUACUUACAAGUGCGGUGUGGCUGAGUGACUUGGGUUUCAUGGGAAUACUGUUAAUCUUAUUUGCCCGUUUCAAGAUUUGCAGGACGAACAUUGUCGACAGCUACUGCAAUAACCCCUCUCUCUUAAAGCUUGUCUGCGAAGAUAUCACCAUCAAUGAUUACUACGGCAGGGUUGGUAUUUUCUACUUCCAAGGUUUUACAUUCCUUGCUGUAGUAUUUACAUAUAUAAAAAUACUGAUUGCUUGUUCUUUUAACAAGCAGGCAAGGGCCAAGGCUCUUCAGACUUGUGUGGUCCAUGUGAUUGUCUUCAUGCUGUUGCAGUUCAUGGUCGUUAUCACGUUGAUUUUGCAUCGAAUGAAGAACAUAUCUUCACAAGCGAGACGGAUAUUAGGGGUUUCAAUUCUUAUUUUCCCCCCUCUACUAAAUCCUUUAAUAUAUGGUUUUGUGAUGAAGGACAUCAGAGAGAAAAACGUCAUCUAUAAAUUUAAGAAAAAAAAGGUUUCCUUUUGA